Molecule: messenger RNA, 2457 nt
Organism: Vitis vinifera (wine grape)
Lineage: Eukaryota; Viridiplantae; Streptophyta; Magnoliopsida; Vitales; Vitaceae
Product: GDSL esterase/lipase At1g71250
Exons: 7
Coding region: 1204-2274 (356 amino acids)
Molecular function (GO): hydrolase activity, acting on ester bonds
Source: RefSeq, a predicted model, not a curated record
AAAAGUUCUAAAGGCCACAACCCCCCCUUCUCUCACUCGAGGCAUGAAGAAGCCCUUUUCUGAAGUUGCCCUCCAGACGAGAGAAUCCCUAAAAAGGCCAUAUUUUCCUCUUCCACUCUCAAUCCUCGCAGUGUGAUGGAUGUGAAAGACAGGGCCAUCUCACUAAUCUAUCUCACUAAUCUUAGGACAAAUCUAUCUCAUUAAUCUUAGGACAGGGAGUCUACCGAACUAACAUCACUUGAGAGGUGGGAUGGUGGGAUUGAUGUUUGGUUGACUGCAACGGGUUACUCCUUAUGGAGGUUCAGUGGAAGUCGCCGGAGGUUGGGAUAUCCGACAUCGAGAUAUUAAUUACAACACCUUCACGGGUGGUUCGAUGAAUCCCUGUUUAUGCAACAGAACUGGAAGGAUUUGUCGAUGUCACCAAGCUCACACAUGUCUCUUAGCUCAGGAAGGCCUUAUAUGCCCUAGAACAUGUAGCUCAUGCUUGGUAUAAAGGGUUGCGGAGUUGUCUUUCUUCAACUUGGUUUUUGAAAUUCCCUGGUUGCCAUAUCCUACUCUUUAUCAGAAUGUAAUGGGUGUUCUUCAAAUAGGCCAGACAUCGAUCUCUUAUAUUGUGAAUAAACUUAGUCAGUAUUUACACCUGCCUACUAUUGCCAUUGGCAAAUAUGCCAAUGGGUCUUGUUUUAUCUCAAGCACACCUCCAGCUUUGGUCUUUUCUUUCUUUCAGCCCCUUGUAUCGAAUUGGUAGCAGAAAAAAAGUGUGAAAAGGACCACAAACUCCCAAAUUGGAGCAGUUCUGAGUCCAAACAUUCAAAAGCCUUUAUGCUCCUCUCAUCACAAUUAAUUACUGGCUCUGCUCCAUUUUGACAGCUGAUGGGGGAUAUGUAUGAAAGGCCUCUCAUAUAGGUCCUGACCUGAUAAACAUGUAAUACACACAGACUGCACGCUCUGCACUUCAUUUAUAUAUCUUUACACACUUAAAAGCUGUGGAAGUUCAACUUGAGGGAUAGAGAGCCGUACACACUGUAAAGCUUUCCACAACAUUAAUUAAUUCAAUGAGAGAGAGAGAGAGAGAGAGAGAGAGAGAGAGAGAGAGAGAGAGAGAGAGAGAGAGAGAGAGAGAGUCCAUCUCUUAUAAAACUAAUGACAAUUGCCAAGAAUGAAACGUGAAUGCUUAGAUUUUGAUAGCUGUACAGCAAGAGGAUGAUGGGUUUCUUGAUCAAUUUGGGCUUCUUGUUUCUCUUUCUCUCCAAGUUCAUGGCCUCAAUGGGUGCACCACCAGGUAUGUUCAUCUUCGGUGACUCGCUCUCCGACUCCGGCAACAACAACUUCAUACCAACCCUAGCCAAGUCCAACUAUCCUCCUUACGGCAUCGACUUCCCUCAAGGCCCCACCGGCCGCUUCUCCAACGGCAAGCUCGCCGUCGACAUGAUAGCUGAAAUGCUGGGACUGCCUUUUGCUCCGCCGUUCACUGAUCCAUCGAUGAGUGAUCCUCAGAUUUUUCAAGGUGUCAACUACGCAUCAGCAGCUGCAGGAAUCCUUGAUGAAACCGGCAAGGAAUAUAUGGGUCCAAUACCACUUAGCAAGCAGAUCGAUAAUUUUCGGCAGACAUUACCGAGAAUUUAUUCGCUGUUUGGACAGAACGCGAGUGCGAUGACUUCGUAUCUGAACAAAGUGCUGGUGAUGGUGUCAAUAGGGAGCAAUGACUACUUGAAUAAUUAUCUACGUCCAGACUUAUAUCCAACCAGCUCUCAGUAUACCCCUCUGGCCUUCAGCAACCUUCUCGUCCAGCAGAUUGCUCAACAGCUGGUGGGGUUGUACAACAUGGGGAUAAGACGAUUCAUGGUGUAUGCGCUGGGGCCGCUGGGAUGCACUCCAAAUCAGCUGACGGGCCAAAACUGCAAUGACAGGGUGAAUCAGAUGGUCAUGCUCUUCAACUCUGCUCUCAGAUCUCUCAUCAUCGAUCUCAACUUGCACCUCCCUGCCUCUGCCCUUUCUUAUGCUGAUGCUUAUGGCAUGGUUUCUGACAUUCUCAUCAACCCAUCUCCUUAUGGCUUCUCAGUUACUUCACAAGGGUGUUGUGGUGUGGAGAAUGGGAGGGUGCAAUGGAGCUGCAUUGCUGGUGCGGCACCAUGCAAUAACAGAAACUCGUACGUCUUCUGGGACAGCCUUCACCCAACAGAGGCAUUGAACAGGAUUGUGGCGCAAAGGUCCUUCAUGGGUCCUCAAUCUGAUGUUUAUCCGUUCAAUAUCCAGCAGCUUGUCUCCAUCUAGCUUUCCCCUCCUCCCUCCCUGCCCCUAAUUUCAUUGAUUACUUGUUUCUCAUGUAUAAUUUAAUAUAGAGGCACCAAAAUAAAAACCUCUGUAGCUUGUAAAUUUAAGCACUGAAUCGUCCACGGAGUCAGCUGGGUUUCUCCUGUCUCACUCUGUCAUUUGGAGCCACGUUGUACAGCUCAA